Messenger RNA from Haliotis rufescens (red abalone), 10057 nucleotides. RefSeq names its product ceramide transfer protein-like. The record is from RefSeq and is a predicted model, not a curated record. Gene Ontology annotation, biological process: ER to Golgi ceramide transport. NCBI's taxonomy places the organism in Eukaryota, Metazoa, Mollusca, Gastropoda, Lepetellida, Haliotidae. The transcript has 14 exons. Gene Ontology annotation, molecular function: phosphatidylinositol-4-phosphate binding. Gene Ontology annotation, cellular component: Golgi apparatus. The coding region runs from base 132 to 1913 and encodes 593 amino acids.
CCCAAGCAAAAUGGCGAAUGUAGAAGUGUUUACUAUGUGGAAACGUGACAUGUAACUGUGAAUGCAGCUGACACUACGAGCCCCUAGCUACUGGCUAUGAGCCAGAAAAGAUUUUUAAGACAUUAGAAAAUAUGUCCGAAGAAAGAGACAUUUUGAGUCUCACAGAUGACGAAGAUGAAUUCGAAGAAGAAGCCCAUGUCCCGGAUAAACACGGCACGCUAAGCAAAUGGACAAACUAUUUACAUGGUUGGCAAGAUAGAUAUAUUGUGCUCAAAGAUGGGACACUGAGUUACUACAAGUCAGAAACAGAAACAACAUUUGGAUGCCGGGGAGCUGUAAGCUUAGCGAAGGCCUGUGUAAUUCCCCAUCAGUUUGACGAGUGUCGGUUUGACGUGAGCGUCAAUGACAGUCUGUGGUACCUGCGGGCAACCCACGAAGAUGAGCGCCAACAGUGGGUGGACGCUAUCGAGCUGCACAGGCAAACCGAGUCAGGUUAUGGAAGCGAGAACAAUCUGCGUCGCCAUGGCUCCAUGUUAUCUCUCACCUCCGGCACCAGCCUUUCCACGGCAUCAGCGUCAUCAUUCAAGCGAGGUCGGGGGUUGCGGGAAAAGCUGAUGGAGAUGGAGACAUUUCGGGAUAUCCUGUGUCGGCAGGUGGAUACGCUCCAGAGCUACUUCGACAGCUGUGCCUCUGCUGUGUCACAUGGGGUGGUUCAGGAACUGGCUGAGCCUGAUGACAUCGAUGCUGAUGUAGACAUUGACAAGCCGGCCACACCUACAGAGGAGCCUCACCACACAUUUGAGGGCUUCAAGGGUAGGGACCUUGCCUCUGUCCUACAACAACAUGGUGGCCAUGCUGUGGACUUUAAGGGAGAGGCCUUCACCUUCAAGGCUACAACGGCUGGCAUCGUGGCCACACUCUCCCACUGUAUCGACCUGAUGCAGCAGAGAGAAGAGGCCUGGAAGAAGCGUCUGGAGAGGGAAGUGGAGAAGAAGAAGAAAAUCGAGGAAGCAUACAAGUCAUCAGAAAAAGUCAAACCUAUUGUUGUUGGCGGACCAGACUAUGAGGAAGGACCGCACUGUAUGAUUACUGAGGAUGAGUUCUACGAUGCUGUGGAUGCUACCUUAGAUAAACUAGAGAAGGAAGAAGAAAAGAAAUCUUCAAGCCAGGCACCCAUGAAAGCACCACCCAAGAUAUCACUUCUACCCAGCAACAAAUACUAUGAGGAGAUCAACCGUGUGGUAAAUGAGCACAUGUACCGGCUGUACGAGAGGACAUCGGAUGGGGCGGACACGUGGACCUGCAUUGCGGAGGAUGGAGAGCUGCGUGUCUACAAGCGAGAGAUGGAGAUUGAAGGAGUUGUGGUGGAUCCUCUCAAGGCCGUCACGACUGUCUCGGGCAUUACUGGACAUGAGUUGUGCCACCACUUCUGGGACAUCGAUGUCAGGAUGGAGUGGGAGGCCACCCUGGAGCAUUGCAGGACGGUGGAGUGGUUGUCCGAGGACACCCUCAUCUGCAACAAUGUCAUCAAGCGAGUGUGGCCAGCGUCACAGCGAGACGCCCUCUUCUGGUCCCACAUACGCAACAUUCAAGGCGAGAACGAAGAUAGUCCGGAUAGUUGGAUAGUCGUCAACUACUCCUGUGACCACCCCAACUGUGGGGGUGGCAAGUAUGUCCGGAUCCAGAUGAAUGUGGCAAUGAUCUGUCAGACAAUUGUAGAGCCACCCGCUGAGGGAAGCAUCAGUCGGGACAACGUCAAGUGUAAGAUCACCUACACCGCUGAUGUGAACCCUGGAGGCUGGGCACCGGCAUCAGUAUUGAGAGCUGUUUACAAACGCGAGUACCCUAAGUUCAUCAAGCGUUUCACCUCGUAUGUGAAGACAAAGACGGCCGACAAGCCGAUCAUGUUCUAGAUCUACUCACACAUACUGGAAACAUUGUCCACUGACCACGCCCGACGGAUGGGAUGUAGUCAGCUGGUCAUAACAAGUGUCCACUUUUGGAACCUGUGGGAUGGGUUCCGUGGACCGCAGGUCAAGAGGCGUGUCUCGGUCUCUCUCCUUGUACAGUUUUAUUUUGCAGGUGUCAGUCUCCAGCUCUCCUACAGGGAAUAGACACAUGGGAAGAAUGGGAAGGAGUUCUGUUUAUUAACAUUUCACAACCAUGUCAAAGAUUCCUGCUGAUGCACAGCUUGUCAGUUCAGCUAAGAACUCAUCGUCACUCUCAAAUGAAUCAAAUUCCCACAUGGGUGCACCAUAUGGUGUUCGUGUCAUGAUUAAAGUGUUGCGUUGCUAAAGCUUGUAUGAAGGCCGGGUUGCUGUGACUUGCAGCUGCUGUGCCCCCUGAUGCUGCUGAAUCAGUAGACUAUUCUCUCCACCUGCACAGAGACGUAGGGUUUAGAAAAGCCUUGUUGGAUUGUAUUACUUGGUUUACAGUUUACUUGUCAUGCCACAGGCCCAGGUUUGAUUCCCACAUGGGUAAAAUGUUUAAAGCCCAUUUCUGGUGACCCUGCUGUGACAUUGCUGGUAUGUUGCUAAAAGCGCCGUAAAACAAUACUCAUUCACAGACUUGGUUUUCAAUUCCAAAAUGUUUUUAAAACGGUGAAUGGAAUGGAAUUUUAAGAAGACUUAUAUUUCCACCAUCGUGACUGUAAAAACAUUUCAGCACAUGAGACAAAAUCAAAUGAAGUCAAUAAUAAGGGAAGUAGCUAUUUCACUUGUUGUUUAAGGUAACAUUACACUUCUUCAAGUCUUUGAAGAGCAUUUAGAAGUGAUACACAUAAGGAAGAGAAUUAAUGGAUGUCAACUUCUUUAUUAUGAGGAACACAACGUUUCGGAGUAUAUGCUUACUCCUUCAUCUGGUGAAUCGGAUGAAGGAGUAAGCAUAUACUCCGAAAUGUUGUGUUCCUCAUAAUAAAGAAUUUGACAUCGAUAAAUUCGCUUCCUUUUUACUUAUACACUUCUUAUUGGCAUUUCAAGAACGUUUCAUCAGAUACUGUAAAUCAUGUAAUACAAGCACAAGGCCUGAGGUUGUUGUUACUCUCAGUAUUGCGUGAUUGCGUGUACAGUUGUAUGUAUAUAUACUGUUGUAUAGGUAGGUAAUACACAGGUACUCUGUGGUGGGAACUAAUUACAUUACCAUGAACCAACUGAAUAGUGCCCCUCAAUGAAUAAUCACCCCAGAUUACCACAAAACAAAACUGUCCACCCUUCACUGUGAGGUUCAGACAGUUCAGAAGCCGUGUGUGCUAAUUACGUUGAUAAUGGCAUAAUUUUUGCGUCCGUAUCGGAUGAAUCUGUAGCAAUCAUUAAGUGGUGUUUUUGUUUAAAAUGCAGUAGAAAUUAGUUGCCAUUGUUUCUAGGUUUUCAUGACACCCACACAAACACGAGUAUCAUUGUCAUAUUGUAUGGGUUUUACAGUAGCUGUAGAAUACUUGGUUCUGUUGUGUGUUUAGCAGCACCUGUCCUGUUAGUUUCCUUUAGACUGAUUGUAUUUAUGAGAGCCACAGUCAGCUGUCCACCAGCAUUGUGGCCACAGCAUGAUGACAGCAUGUUGCUGCGUCAUGCCUCCUACGUCACCUUCUUUGACCUUUGUUCAAGAUGGUACAGGAAUUAUUUUUCUACCAUAAAAUGCUAUAUUCUUUAAUAUAUCUGUCAUAUUUUUACAUAGAAAGCCAAUCUAUUUCUUGCAAUAUUAUCUGGUAUGUAUGUCGUGGAUACCCAAUGUUUGUUGUCUGUCAGUAAGUCUGAGUAUUUUUCAAAGGCAGGAGCUUGCAACAAUGUUUCAACCUAACUACACCAAGCUUGUUGGGCUCUUCUCUGUGUGGGGCAUCAUUUGAUGACUAUUGCUCAUAGGAUAUGAGACCAAGCUGGCAAGUUCACAAAACUAAGUUUACUUUUUCAGUCGCCUGGUCUGAUAUUUUUGAAACCCUUCAAAUGACUCCAUUUUAUAAGGUUGAGAAUACUGUCCAUACAUAGCCGCUGGCUUCAACUUUAACCCCUAAAGUAUGACUUAUUCUGAGUCAAAGGGGCUGGUAAGUGUGUCAGCCAACUAACCUAGGUGGUUUAUGAGUGAGUGAAUAUUCUGGGGUCAGCAGCAGUCGGGUGAAGGUCAGUUAUCAUACUACUGGUGUCAGGCAUUGCGAUCAGGCAUUUUGUUGUUUGCUACUGAUUAUUGUGUUGGUCAGUCCUUCACAGAUUGAGUUCUCCGGCAUUCUGUUGUGUUUGCUACUAUGAUUGUGUUGGUCAGUCCUUCACAGAUUGAGGUCUCUGGCAUACUGUUGUGUUUGCUACUAUCAUUGUGUUGGUCAGUCCUUCACAGAGGGGGUCUCCGGCAUUCUGGUGUGUUUGCUACUAUCAUUGUGUUGGUCAGUCCUUCACAGAGGGGGUCUCCGGCAUUCUGUUUUGUUUGCUACUAUCAUUGUGUUGGUCAGUCCUUCACAGAGGGGGUCUCCGGCACUCUAGUGUGUUUGCUACUAUCAUUGUGUUGGUCAGUCCUUCACAGAUCGAGGUCUCCGGCACUCUAGUGUGUUUGCUACUGUCAUUGUGUUGGUCAGUCCUUCACAGAUCGAGGUCUCCGGCACUCUAGUGUGUUUGCUACUAUCAUUGUGUUGGUCAGUCCUUCACAGAUCGAGGUCUCCGGCACUCUAGUGUGUUUGCUACUAUCAUUGUGUGGGUCUGCAUGUUGUUACUGUUGAGACAUUCAGUCAAGGGCAUGGUGCUGUUUGAUGUUGAGUUUUUGAGAGGUUGACCAGGAGUGUACACCAGUAGAAACUGGGAUGCUGCAUCAUCCUGGCUCAUUGAGGUCAAGCUCAGUACUGAUGAGAACUUGUGGCUUUGAUUACUUGCAAGAACAGCAUACUGACCCGUAGCUCACAAGAGGCUAGGGUUCUCACCGCUGCACUGAUCUGCAACCAUCUGAUCAUAAGUAACGUGUGUCCCCUAUGCAUUUAAGGUGUGUACAUGUUUUCACACAUCUACAUGAUUACAAUACACAGCCCUAUUGCAGACAUCUGGAUCAGGUCAAGGGAAUGUAAAUGUAAGACUUGGGCUGUUCCAAUUUUCCAAUUGCUCAAAUGAUCAUGAAUUGCAGGCGUUUGUAUGGAAUUUUAUUUGAGUUGGUAAUCACGUUGAUGAUAUUGUGUUAGUGUUGGACAUUGCUGUUCUAGUGUGUAGUUAUGACACCUUUUCAGUUUAUUUGUUAAACAACAGGAAUGAUGACCAGACUGUGAGGAGGAACGCCCAGUAGCUGGGUGGUGGAUGUGUUUGCUCACCGAGCAGCAAUGAAGGUUUGACUGUAAAGAUUGGCUCUAUGUUCCAGUAGGGCGGGUUCCAGAUGUUGAAAAAACAUAGGUAGGGAAUUAAGGAGGAUGUCUACUUGCAAUGUUAAGAACGUCAGUCAUUUACUCAUCUUGGAGUCUGGAAUUGGAAACAGGUGCUGGUUUCAGUAAAGUAACCCCUAAUCGUCUGUGUGAGUGAGUGAGCCGUCGUGAAGGUGCGUUGUGUACAUAGGGUUGUCUCUGCCUUCUGGUCAAGGUCAUCAUGCCCUGUAGAAUACAUCAUCAUUCAAUGUCUUAGUAGCUUUGAGUAAUGAUUGGCAGGAGGGUUUCUGCUCUCCUAACUGUUAGUGACACUCACUGUGGUGACUUCAGAAUACCAAGGUUACUGGAACCUACCCUUGUCCCUGCCCCCAUUCACUGAUACAAUAUAGAUUACUCCUGUAAUCCUCCCAGUCCACCAACCCCCUCCAUCUUACCCUCUCUUCACCUAAUCUCCUCUCCACCUAACCCCCCUCUGCCAACCCCCUCUUCACUUAACCUUUCUUAAUCUAAACUCCUCUCAACCUGACCCCUCUCCACCAACCCCCUCUUCACUUAACCUUUCUUAAUCUAAACUCCUCUCAACCUAACCCCUCUCCACCUGACCCCUCUCCACCUAACUCUCCAUUGCACUACUUCGCUAUCUCAGUUGAACACCAUCAUUUGUAAAUAGUGCUAUGAGGCCAGACACAUUUUUGUGUGUGCCAGUUUUCUUAAGAAAUGUUGUGUUUUGUUGUUGAAACGAGUAAACUGUAUAAACAUAGAUACACACCAGACCAUGAGGACAAAGCCAUGUAGUAGGACAGGGUAUCCGAUUUGUACAUUUCUAUUGAUAAGGAUGUAGUUACUAUUAACAUUGAUCACGCAUCUCAUUGGAAGCUAGCCCUGUUCAAGGUUCACACACAGUUGAGAAAACCCUUAAAUUCAGCAGCUGUCUUGAAAAUCCCAAACAUUCAACAGCUGUCUUGAAAAUCCCAAACAUUCAACAGCUGUCUUGAAAACCCCUUGAAUUAAUCAACAGCUGUCUUGAAAACCCCUUGAAAUCAACAGCUGUCUUGAAAACCCCUUAAAUUCAGCAGCUGUCUUGAAAACCCCUUGAAUUCAACAGCUGGCAUUAUAAGCGUAUAAAUUUCAACUUUUAGCUUUGAAAAUGAAAAAAUGGUUCUUGAAUUUGGCAGUCAUCUAUAGAUGUUCAGCAUUCUUCAACAUGGAACAUUCAGUAAACAAUUGGUGUUUUCCACAAUUUUACUCACUGAUUCUAUACACUGGUUGUUAUUUGCCCUGAUGGGUACAAUGUCAAGUCAUAUCAACACUUUGGUAGUUCCAAAAUGUAUAAGUAGUGUUAAAGUUGCAGCAUUGCUGGAGUCCUUCAAAAACACAAUUUUGCCUUGAAAAGUCCUUGAAUUCUUAGGCUGUAUGAUCUCUGCAAGAUAACCUUUGUUUUUGUAGUAACAUGACCUCUUUUAGAUAUUUAGAAAUAAUUGGUUUUCUGCCUCUUAAAAUGCAAACAUGCAUCCUGUUUUAAUGAACGUCAGUAUAAUAUAAUGUCAGAUAUUUUUAUAGUAUAAUUUCAGGUAACAAUAGUAAAGAAGUAAUGAAAUGGUUUUGAAAUAAUAAUCUGAAAGCCAGGGCAAACUGUAAUGAACUGUAAUGAACUAAAAAUAAAAUAUGCACACGAUGUGAGACGAAUAAUAAAGUUUGGAAACUUGAUUUGCAAUGCAAUGAUGCACAGUGACCUGUGUUACCACAAGAGAUUCCUAGGAACAUAGGAUGAGCUGACAUGAUACGUCCGAAACAAGACUUAACGAGAUUUACCUGAGACAUUGACCAAUGAUCUGAAAAACUACUUGUUCUGUGAUACUGUGAUGAACACUGGGCACUUGGUUCGCAAACACUCCAAACACUUUCAUGUGGAACUUCAGACACCGUAGCACAGGUCUGGUAGGAAAUUUGUGGGUAAACUUGCAUCCGAUGUCAUCUUAUGUUUAGUCCACACUUCUGUAGGCUACAACUUACACAUACUCAAAUCCAUGCUUGUUUAGGCUACAGCGACUACAUACUCGAGUCCAUGCUUGUUUAGGCUACAACUUCCACAUACCCAAAUCCAUGCCGGUUUAGGCUACAGCUACCACGGAAUCAAAUCCAUGCUGGUUAAGGCUGCAGCUACAACAUACUCGAGUCCAUGCUUCUGUAGGCUACAGCUACCACGGAAUCAAAUCCAUGCUGGUUUAGGCUACAGCUACCACGGAAUCAAAUCCAUGCUGGUUGAGGCUACAGUGACUACAUACUCUAGUCCAUGCUUGUUUAGGCUACAGCUACCACGGAAUCAAAUCCAUGCAUGUUUAGGCUACAGUUUCCACAGACUCCAAUCCAUGCAUGUUUAGGCUACAGUUUCCACAGACUCCAAUCCAUGCUUCUGUAGCUACAGCUACUACUAACCUGAGUUCCACCUGAGACUGGUAAGUGACAUAUUCUGUACAGUGCUGUAUUUGCGGGUUUGCUCACUAGAUUUGAAGCAGAGGCUUGCCUGCUGUAGGCAACUCUGGGUGACAUUGUUUAUGGCCUUGCCAUUUUCUGCAAUGUUACAGACCUUCUGGGCACUCAAUUGUAUAUUUGUCUCCAAGCUGUGUAUCCUGCUUGUGUUAUAAUUUAUUAAAAAACAACUUGUUUGUAUAUUGAGGUAGACUGUGAGGGAAAAUUGUUGAGAAAGAAGACAGAAAGCAGGUACAAAAAUGCCACUAUCCAUAUAGUCAUGGUUUCGGAUUUCUUUCAAAGAGGAUGAGGUGUGCACAAACAUUGUUUUUUGUGGUUGACAAUUGUGUGAAAACGGUUAAAAAAGUUCCUUGACACAAAAGACAAUGUAUGUGGGCUUCUCACUCUGCCGUUGUCAAUAAGUGAAUUGCUAGCUGGGUUGUGUACCUGUAUAGUUAUGUAUAUACAUACUGUUGCUUUCUAAAGUGUAUGACUUAAGAGAAUCUGAUCAAAGUGGACUUUAAAUUUUUCAUUUGUAAACCUGUGCAUUUAUGUUUGUCAUGUUAAUCUCCAUGUUAGAUUGGUUGCUGCGUUGCAGCUGACCGUGUUGAAUAAGCUGCUGACUGAGGGUACCAGUCUGCAGUACUUGUACAACAUCUUUCGUAAAUCGUCCAUAGCUCAAAUAAAAUUGGAGCUCAACUCAAGCAGUUGAAUUGUAUGCAACGUGGGGAUAAAAGAUGUCAUCUUUGUUUUACAAUGAAUGAAACGUUUCACUGUUUAGUUUAUUUGCACCUCGUCCACAUGAAUUUGCACACUCUGGUGCAGUGAUGACUAAGCGUUACACCACUGCCACAGGCUAAUUUACAAAUCAUGAGACUGGACACUUUUCUUGGUUGUAAACAAACUUGUCUAUUCUGAAAUCAGAACAGACUGGCCAAAUGCAAGCAUUUUGGUGCACUUAAAUUGUUUUGCAUAAUUAUAUGGAUAUGCUACCACAACUUCAACAGUGAGAUGCAUGACAAUAUAUCUUUAUACAUCAAAGUGACCCUAUUUCUAGCUCUCUGAAGGGCUUCGACGACAGUACGUGGAGCCAUACAAGCAAUAUAAACAAAGGAUAAAUAUAAAAGUGGAAUUUUCUUUUCACGUUUAAGGAUAUUUGCUCAAUGAAAAUGGCAAAUGGCAUGUUUAUCUAUUUGUGUAGACUUCUCAAAAAUGAAACACAUGAAAAACAUGUAAUAUCUUGAAUGCACUGUGUAAAAUGUAAUGAAUCGUCUCAUGACACUGGCCUGUGGCAGAGGUAAAAGGAACUAUGGGUAGGAGAGUGAUGAAUCUGUAGGUCGUGUUAGUCUGUGACCAUGGUUACUGAGGGUCAGAUGUUCUGCUCCUCUGUUAACUCUGACAUUAAGAAUACAGAAAGGAAUCCACAGGUUCCAACAAGCAUGAGAUGGAACAAUACAGAAGUAUGUCACCCCUGACCACUCAGUUUCUUCUUUUACAGAUGAGGCCAUUCUGAUCGUUUCAUGAGUUAGAAUGAAGAAACUUCUAAUUUUUACCUGGAAGUACAUGCAUACAUAUUUCAACAUCAGACUUGUUGGUUUGGAAAUUCAUUCAGACCUCUCCACUUAGAAAAACAACAACUUGUACCCGUACAAUCUGCAAGAAUUGAAUAAAGGAAAUAUCCUGAAUUGUUUAAUUCCACUGGUAAACCAAUUUAUGGAAAAAUAGUUUUGACAUGCCUUGGCAUUUUGGCCAAAAACAUCUUUACAAGAAGAAAGAGAGCUGGUCAGUCAUCAAAAAUGUUUAAUGUGUAUUCAUGUGAAUCCCAUGUAUCGUCCCCUCUGUCAUGUCUCCUGUGUGUGCACCAUCAACUCCACUGCACCACUGUUAUACAGCUGAUGUCAUCAUUAUGCAUGUUGUGUUGCCUCCACCAAAAUAACUGUUGUAAAAACAAAAAUAUUUUUUGGAAUCUUUUUCUUUUUUUUAACCAAGUCUUUUAUGAUAGCUUGAAAGGCUAAAAACUUUUCACACCAGUUUGGAUAUUAUGCUCAAUCACACACCAAUAUUGGUGCCCAGAUUGUGAUAUGGGACUUUUCUAUACUUGUAACAACAUUCACUGAAAAGACAAGAAGGUAGGUAGCAAUGUAUAUCCUGUGUGGAGCUUCAUCUGUACAUAUGCCCACCUGUCUGCUCAACAUACCUGUUCAACAUACCUGUCCCAUGUGUAGGUAAACCUGGAUACCCAUAAUAAACAUGUUCAGUUUGUUGAUA